Messenger RNA from Perognathus longimembris pacificus (Pacific pocket mouse), 3374 nucleotides. RefSeq names its product gap junction protein alpha 5 (gene Gja5). Lineage: Eukaryota; Metazoa; Chordata; Mammalia; Rodentia; Heteromyidae. Bases 216 to 1259 code for a protein of 347 amino acids. The transcript is spliced from 2 exons. Gene Ontology annotation, biological process: cell communication. The record is from RefSeq and is a predicted model, not a curated record. Gene Ontology annotation, cellular component: connexin complex.
UGGCCUUAAACUUUGAAGAAGAGAGAACAUUACAAGUCAAUAGGCAGUAACUGGGAGAGAGAGGGAGAGAGACAGACAGACAGAGACUUGACUUACCCAGAGGGUGGAGGAACAGUGUGGUUUCUCCAUUCCUGUCCCUUUCUGGCCUCUGCUGCGCAAGGUCACCGCGAUGUUCAGGACUGGAUAGGUUAAGCGCAGGCCCCGGCCCCAGCACAAUGGGCGACUGGAGCUUCCUGGGGGAGUUCCUGGAGGAGGUCCACAAGCACUCCACGGUGAUCGGCAAGGUGUGGCUCACCGUCCUGUUCAUCUUCCGCAUGCUGGUGCUGGGCACGGCGGCCGAGUCCUCCUGGGGGGACGAGCAGGCCGAUUUCCACUGCGACACCUUGCAGCCGGGCUGCGAGAACGUGUGCUACGACCAGGCGUUCCCCAUCUCGCACAUCCGCUACUGGGUGCUGCAGAUCAUCUUCGUGUCCACGCCGUCGCUCGUGUACAUGGGCCACGCGGUGCACACGGUGCGCAUGCUGGAGAAGCGGCGGCUGCGUGAGGCCGAGCGGGCCGGAGCCUACCCGGCCGCCGACAAGGCCGAGCUGGGCUGCUGGGAGGACGCGGCUGGCAAGAUCAUCCUCAAGGGCAGCCUGCUCAACACCUACGUGUGCGCCAUCGUCCUGCGCACCGUCAUGGAGGUAGCCUUCCUCGUGGGCCAGUACCUCCUCUACGGGGUCUUCCUGGAGACGCUCUACGUCUGCCGCCGCAGCCCCUGUCCCCACGCUGUCAACUGCUACGUGUCCAGGCCCACGGAGAAGAACGUCUUCAUCGUCUUCAUGCUGGCCGUGGCCGCGCUCUCCCUCCUCCUCAGCCUGGCCGAGCUCUACCACCUGGGCUGGAAGAAGAUCAGGCAGCGGUUUGCCAAGUCCAGGCCGGGCCCGGCGGAGCGCGCGCUGCCAGGGCCGGGCCCCGGCUGCACGCCGCCGCCCGACUUCCACCAGUGCCUGCAGGGCAGCCCGGGGGGCAAGUUCUACACCCCCUUCUCCCCGGGCGCCAUGCCGCAGCAGGACGCGGAUGCCCCCUCGGCUCCCGAGCCCGGCCAGGGCCCAGAGCCGGGCUCCACCGACGGCUUCAUCCACAUGCACUAUGGCCAGAAGCCCGAUCUGCCCAGCCAGGCCUCGCCGGGACACCGCCUGCUGCACGGUUACCAUAGCGACAAGCGGCGUCUCAGCAAGGCCAGCAGCAAGGCGCGAUCCGAUGACCUAUCCGUGUAACACCCCUAUAUGGGUGGGGGUGGGGAACUAGGACCAGAUGGAAGCAAAGGAGGGUCGGAGAAGGGAAGAUGUGACCCUCUGACACCCCCCUGUUCUCACACUCACUGCUAUGGGGGUCCUGGGUGCUGGGUCGUUGGCAUGGUGCAUUAACUCUAGAAGGUCUAACCCCAUCUCUGAGAGCAUAGUCAGAGACGGCUGCUCACUGCUCUGCUUUCCUCUCCCCAUGCUCGAACUCACCUUUCAGACUAGUCAUUGAAUUGGGUAGAGGAAGGGAAGGGAACCAUAGCAAAAUCUGGAAUGGGAGGAAGGGCCACAGAGAUAGAAUGUCAAGCUAGAUGCCAGUGGCUCCCGCUUGUAAUCCCAGCUACUCAGGAGGCUGAAAUCUGAGGAUUGUGAUGCAAUGCUAGCUUGGACAGACACAUUUGAGAGACUCUUAUCUCUAAUUAGACAGCAGCUGCCCCCUACAAGCCCCAAAAGUGGAGGAGGUUGGGUCAAGAGGUAGAGUAUCAGCCUUGAGCAAAAAAGCCAAUCGACAGUGUGAGGCCCUGAGCCUCAGAAAUUGACUGGCAGUCUCCACUUUACAAGACAUUGUUUGUAUCUUUGGCAAAUGACUUGUUGGCAAUGGCCCAGCCUUUUCUUCUGCCCAGAUGGAUACUCAUCCAAUCAAGGUGCCACCUACUCCAGGAGUGGCUAUACACCCAAACUCUACUGGCACUCCUGCUACCUCUGCCAUCCUGUGGCUUCUUUACUGUUCAGUCCAUGAGAGAAGCCAUCCGGGUUUCCUCAACGUCUCUCUAAAACCUCAUCAUCAGAAUGCCCAAGAAGCCAUCACCCUCUCUCCCAUCCUGACUGGAUCACCCGGCCACCAAAGCAGUUGGAGUUUCCCCCAGGGACUUACAAAAACAGAUAGCAUUGUGCUGCUCAGACUCCCCCUCAAGGAAAAGCAAUUCUGCUGUGAUGAUGGAAAUUAAAAGGAGAAAAGACACUGGAAAACUGUUUUCCCCUUCUAUUUAUUUAUUUUACUCAUUGCCAACUGAGAAGGGGGGAGGAGGUAAUGCCAGCCAGUGGCAAUCUCUGCUUCUCUCUCUGUCUCUCUCUCUCUCUCUCCCUAGAGGCAGCUGCAGAGGCAUGAAAGCAGGAAGGGAAUCUCCAGCUUAUUUUUGUGUGUUUUGUUUUGGCAAGGCCCUUAUUUAAAGCAUACAGAGAUCUGUGUAUCUCCCUGGUGCCUCUAAUGAGAAGGCUAGGUGGGAAUGCAGAGCAGCUCAGCCUUCCCCAAGGACUGGCUUGGUGUCUCUACCAAAUGGACCCAUAAUGGUGGCUGCCAUUUUGGAUGCAGAUAAAACAUGCUCAGAAAUUGGCUACUGAAACUAUUUGAGAGACAUUCUUAUACUUUAAAAAUGCACGUGUGCAUGUGUGUGUAUGUGUAUGUGUAUGUGUGUGUGUAAGUAGAAGGGUUACUGGGGUGGUUAAGGAAAGUCCUGAACUAAGGAAACAGUAGAGAAUCUCAUGUUUUCCUGCCUCUGCUCCAGUUGCCCAGCAGAGAGGUUGAGCUUAACUAUCUUAGUACAGGAGCUUACAUGGCUAGGAGUAAGAGGUAAAGGAGGGUGAAAGUUUUGAAGGAAACAAUCUCUGCCCUCCUUAUCUCCGGGCCCCUCUGCUUGUAUUUGGAAGCUAUUAGUGGGUGGAAAGAAGGAUGAGUGUAGGGAUGGGAGGGUACUAACUGACUGGUCGUCCCAGAUCCCUGAUACGUUUUUAUUAUGAUUUAAUCAAGAUUCUUUAUCCUAGCCCAACAGAGAUGAGAUCAAGCUUAAAAUCCUAGCUGCUUGGGGGACAAAGAUCAGAAGAUCUUGGCUUCAGGCUAACUUGAGGGAAAAAAAAAAUCCUGAGAUUUCAUUUCAACCAAUGGCUGGGCAAGGUGCCCACCAUUUCAGUGACAUGGAGAAGCAGAAAUAUGAGGACUGAGGUCCAGGCCAUCCCAAGAAGGAAGUGAGAACUCUAUCUUAAAAAUGUCAACACCAAAAGGGCUGGUGGAGUGACUCAAAUAGCAGAGCACCUGCUAGCAAGCAUGACUCCCUGAGUUCAAAUCUCAGUACCACAAAAAAAAAAAAAACAACA